Molecule: messenger RNA, 3485 nt
Organism: Bubalus bubalis (water buffalo)
Lineage: Eukaryota; Metazoa; Chordata; Mammalia; Artiodactyla; Bovidae
Gene: EN2
Product: engrailed homeobox 2
Exons: 2
Coding region: 650-1624 (324 amino acids)
Biological process (GO): regulation of transcription by RNA polymerase II; multicellular organism development; neuron differentiation
Cellular component (GO): nucleus
Molecular function (GO): RNA polymerase II cis-regulatory region sequence-specific DNA binding; DNA-binding transcription factor activity, RNA polymerase II-specific
Source: RefSeq, a predicted model, not a curated record
CGGGGCGGUGGCCGCGCGCAGGAGCCCGGAGGCCGGCCAAGCGCAUCGCGGGCCCGUGGGCCUCCAUGUGCGUGCUGGCGGCGGCGGGCGCGCUGACCGCUCGCGCCCCGCACCCUAGAGGGCCGGCUGGGGCGCGCGGGCGGGGGCGGCCGGGCGGCGGCGGCGGCGGCAGCGUUGGCCCGAGCGGGCCCCGGCGGGCGUGAGCGCAGGCGAGCGCGCUGCCUGCAUGCGCGGAGCUCCAGCCCCGGGCGGCCGGGCGGCGGCGGCGCCGGAGCCGGAGGCAGCCGGCCGUGGAAAGGCACGCGGAGCACCGAGGCGCCCCGGGUCCGCGCCGGACCUUUGUGACCGUCUAGCUCCUGGGUGCGCUGCGAAGACUCGGACCGCACUGUUUUGAAUCUCCCGGCGUCUGGGCGCGGGGCGACUCUUGGUAUUUUCUAACUCAACUCGUGGAUCGGAACGUGGCUUCGGCUCUGAGCGCGGCUGGAGACGUGUAGGACCUCAGCCCUGGCUGCGGCCGCCGCGCUCGCCCUCGGGAGAGUCGGCGGGGAAGGGACACCGGCCGGCCUCGGGAGUCUCCGCGUGCGGAGGGGAGGAACGGAAGGCUGACUGGUCUCCCCGGAGAACCGACUCGGGAUUUGUUGCGAGCAGCAUGGAGGAGAAUGACCCCAAGCCCAGCGAGGCGGCGGCGGCGGAGGGGCAGCGGCCGCCGGAAUCCAGCCCCAGCGGCGGCGCCGGCAGCCCGGGCGACCCGGACACUGGCCGCCGGCGGGCUCUGAUGCUGCCUGCGGUCCUGCAGGCGCCGGGCAACCACCAGCACCCACACCGCAUCACCAACUUCUUCAUCGACAACAUCCUGCGGCCCGAGUUUGGCCGUAGAAAGGACGCGGGGACGUGCUGUCCCGGAACCGGAGGAGGCAGAGGCGCCGGGGCAGGCGGCGAAGGCGGCGUGGAGGGAGGCGGCGGCGCGGGCGGCGCGGAGCAGCUCCUGGGGUCGGGCCGGGAGCCCCGGCAGAACGCGCCCGGGGCGCCUGGGGCGGGCGGGCCGCUGCCCGGCGGUGGCGGUAGCGACUCUCCAGGUGACGGCGAAGGCGGCUCCAAGGCGCUCUCACUGCACAGCGGCGCCAAGAAAGGCGGAGACCCCGGGGGUCCCCUAGACGGGGCGCUCAAGGCCCGCGGCUUGGGCGGAGGCGACCUGUCGGUGAGCUCAGACUCGGACAGUUCGCAGGCCAGCGCCAACCUGGGCGCGCAGCCCAUGCUCUGGCCGGCUUGGGUAUACUGCACGCGCUACUCGGAUCGACCUUCUUCAGGUCCCAGAUCUCGCAAACCAAAGAAGAAGAACCCCAACAAAGAAGACAAGCGGCCCCGCACGGCCUUCACGGCAGAGCAGCUGCAGCGCCUCAAAGCGGAGUUCCAGACCAACAGGUACCUGACGGAGCAGCGGCGCCAGAGCCUGGCGCAGGAGCUCAGCCUCAACGAGUCACAGAUCAAGAUCUGGUUCCAGAACAAGCGCGCCAAGAUCAAGAAGGCCACGGGCAGCAAGAACACGCUGGCCGUGCACCUCAUGGCGCAGGGCCUGUACAACCACUCCACCACAGCCAAGGAGGGCAAGUCGGACAGCGAGUAGGGCGGGCGGGCGGGCGGGCGCCACGUCCCAGCCCGCCCUGGCUAAAUGAUGCAAUAAUUUAAAAUCAGAAAUCAAGGGCCAGUGUAUAAAGAUUAUACCAGCAUUAAUAGUGAAGAUAUCGUGUAUUAGCUAUGGUUCUGCAAUAUUCUAUGUAUAUAUAAUUUACAGGAGGUGUAAAAUCCAAAAUAUCUGACUAUAAAAUAUUUUUUGAGUUUUUUUAUGUGUAUGAGAUUAUGCUAACUUUAUGUUGGGUUUUGUUUUUGUUUUUUGCAAAGGGGGCUACUUAGGGUUUCAUCUUUUUUAAUCCCCUAAGUUCCAUUAUGGGACAUCGGACACUUUUUUUUUUUUUUUUUUUUCAAAAGAAGAAAAAAUUAAAACAACUUGCUGAAGUCCAAAGAUUUUUAUUGCUGCAUUUCACACGACUGUGAACCGAAUAAAUAGCUCCUACUUGGUCCUGAGUUCUUCCACUUUGUUUGUGUGGGCUUGAUGAGGCCGGCAGGAGGGUCCACAUGCCCAGGCGGCUGGGCCUCGGUCAGGUGCCCUGCUCCCCGGGGCUGCCUGGGCCGGGCUGCGCCAGCUCCCCUCCUCCCCUUUUCCUGCCUUCUCUCCCUGUCUCCUCCUCGCUGAGGCCUGACCCGUGCCUCCCUGCAUCCUUCCGUCUGCAUCUGCGUCGUUGUCCCCGGUCCAGCUGCCCGCCUCCAGCGCCAGAGUGUCCCACCUCUGGCACCGCUCCGAGGCUCAGGGCGCCAGUGGCUGGAGGCUCACAGGCUUCGGGGCCGUCCUGUCCCUCCAGACCUGGGCCCAGAAGCUCUCCUGCGGCUCCAUCAGCUGCCCAGGCAAUGCCCAGGGGGCCCAGAAACGCAGCCAAGGUCUGCUGGGUUUGCCUCGGGGGGCUGCGGAGUCCUGAAGAAGGAGCUGGCGGUUCCCCUCUUUCCUUUUUCUUUUUCUUCACUUUCUUUUCUUUUUUUCUGUUUUUAAAGUGGCCGCUUCUGCUAUAGAGAGCAUUCUUUCAAGGUAAAUAUGUGUGCAUGUGUACAUAUAUCUGUGUGUGUGCUCAUAUACACACAAACAGACGUGUAAGAGUCCACGUGUAAGAGUCCGCAGUUCUAGAACAUGUGGCUACCUUGACUUUUAAAGGAACUCAGAAUUCUCCAGGAUCUAGAGGAAAGAAGAAAAUGUGUAAAUAAUCAUUUCUUAUCUCUUUUUGUCUUGUUUUUUUUUUAAAUAUACAUUUUAUUUUUUGAAGUGUGGUACAGUGUAAAUGAAAUAUAUUCAAUAUAUCCCCACCAAGUACAUAUAUAUAAACGAACACAUUAUCUAUAUCUUUAUCUGUAGCUCCACACUGUCUUCUGUUUAUUGUAUGGAAAAAGAAUUGUGUCCAAAUGUCCGUCUGUGCCGGGACAGCCUAGGGGGGGGUCCCCCGGGCCCUGCCCUGAGGACUGAGGGUGAACUUCUCUCUUUGCCUUAAACCUCUUUAUUUCACUGCGAUAAUAAUUUCACUUUGUACAUACUAGCAUAAACCUUUUUUUUUUUUUUAAGAAAAAAAAACCUAUAAAAGCAAAAGUUGUAAUUUAAAAUUCUGUGAAUAACCAUCUGCUGCUUAGGAAACUCAAUGAAAUGAUAUGCCUUUUUAGCAGGAAGCAAAGUUUUGGGGUUUUUAUUUUUUUAUUUUUAUUUUUUAGUUUAUUACACAUGUGCAUUUUACAGUCCCAGUAGCAAAUAUUUAUAAUCUUAUAAGAAAUGAAUGUUUCUAUUUACGACUGUGGUUCUCAAAAUUGUGAACAUUUCCCCCGCAUUUUUGUGUGUUGAAAUUCUUGAAAGUUACAUUAAAUAAAAAAAAAAACCACUUUAUUGUAAAAUA